Lachancea mirantina is the source of this 1329-nucleotide messenger RNA. The record is from the annotation of a GenBank genome assembly. NCBI's taxonomy places the organism in Eukaryota, Fungi, Ascomycota, Saccharomycetes, Saccharomycetales, Saccharomycetaceae.
AUGGCUUCACUUUCACUCGCUACUAUUGUGACUGUGUUGGCGAUCGCACUUCAUGCAAUCGCCCAACCAAUCGCUCCUGUGUCGCCUCACAGCGUGCAAAUAGUGCACAAGAAGCGCUAUUACGACUAUUCGAGCUCGACCAUUCGCGGUGUCAACAUCGGUGGAUGGCUGCUGCUCGAGCCAUACAUUACGCCUUCGCUUUUCGAGGCUUUCCGUACCAGCGACUCCAGCGACGAAGGUAUCCCUGUCGACGAAUACCAUUUUUGCCAGCAACUGGGCUACGACACAGCCGAGUCUAGACUUGUGCAGCACUGGAACUCAUGGUACACGGAACAGGACUUCCAAAACAUGGCUGGAAGCGGCCUUAACUUUGUCCGUAUUCCCAUUGGGUACUGGGCUUUCAAAAUGCUCGACUCAGACCCUUACGUCUCGGGCUACCAGGAGGCUCUGCUCGACAAGGCGAUCGGCUGGGCACGUGACAACAACUUGAAAGUCUGGGUUGACGUGCACGGCAUGCCAGGUUCUCAAAACGGGUUCGACAACUCUGGUCUGCGCGAUUCCUAUUCUUGGCUGUCCGACUCAACCAAUUACAACCUGAGUCUCGAGGUGAUCGAGUAUGUUCUCGAGAAGUACUCACGUGACGAGUUUUUGGACACUGUGAUCGGUGUCGAGCUUGUCAACGAGCCUCUAGGUCCUGUCCUCGACAUGGACAAGCUCAAGGAGUACUAUGCUUACGGCUACAACUACGUGCGUAACACACUUGGCAGAAACCAGGACGUCAUUAUCCACGACGCGUUCCAGCCUUUCCACUACUGGGAUGCUACUUUGACUGACUCCGAUGGAGACUGGGGCGUGGUCGUCGACCACCAUCACUACCAAGUGUUCUCCAACCCUGAGCUUCAGCGCAGCUCCGACGAGCGCGUCCAAGUUGCAUGUGGAUGGGGUUCCGGGACCGUCACCGAGAGUCACUGGACUGUGGCCGGCGAAUGGGCUGGUGCCACAACCGACUGUACUAAGUGGAUCAACGGUGUGGGCUAUGGUGCUCGUUACGACGGUUCUUUCAGUAAGGGUUCUGACACUUCUUCUUACAUUGGUUCUUGCCAGAACAACGAGGAUAUCAGUUCCUGGUCUGACGACCGUAAGACGGAGACACGCAAGUUCAUCGAAGCGCAGCUGGAUGCCUUCGAGCUUCGGGGGGGCUGGGUCUUCUGGUGCUACAAGACCGAGACCUCCAUCGAGUGGGACUUCCAAAGAUUGAUCUACAACAAUCUCUUCCCUCAACCUUUGACCGACAGACAGUUCCCAAACCAAUGUGGUUUUAACAACUAG